AUGGGAUCAUCAGAAAGUUACACAUUUCCAUCGUCCAUACCUUCUCAACAAGAGUUAGAUGACCAUAAUGUUCCAUUUUAUUACAGAGACAAAUGUGCUUCAAACUUGAUUGAAUAUUACAAGUGUCUUGAUAAAGGCACUUCGUUCUGCAACAAGACCAAGGAUGAGUUUUACAAGUGUCAAUACUUUUUGUUGAAAGGAAGAUUGGACAGCUAUAUUAAAGAACACCAACACUAG
This is a messenger RNA of Lodderomyces margitis, 237 nucleotides long. RefSeq lists its product as uncharacterized. The coding region runs from base 1 to 237 and encodes 78 amino acids. Gene Ontology annotation, cellular component: mitochondrion. Lineage: Eukaryota; Fungi; Ascomycota; Pichiomycetes; Serinales; Debaryomycetaceae. The transcript is spliced from 2 exons. The record is from RefSeq and is a predicted model, not a curated record.